AAAAAGGAAAUAAAAAAAAAGAGAGGAAAAACUAUUUCAGUUCAGCCGCAGUCCUGCACGGCACACAACCACCACCGCCACCUUCCCCAAGCUUCUUCUGCAUCUCCGUCCCCCACUCUCUCUCCUUCGAUGGAAGCCGACGAGUGCAGCGGCCGUCUCGCGGCGCGUUAGAUAGACAGCGGAGAAGAGAAGCGAUCGCGGAGAGGCGAAAAAAGUCAAGCGGAGCUCGCGUCGCUUUGGGGGUUCGGUCGCCGGCAAUGGAGAACGCCGACGUCGUCCUGGGGCUGCACGAUUUCCUGGAGCGCAUGCGCCAGCCCUCCGCUUCCGACAUCGUCAAGUCCAUCAAGAGUUUCAUUGUCUCGUUUAUAAACAAUGCUCCGGAUCCGGAAAGGGAUAGUGCCAUUGUACAAGAAUUUCUCAAGAAUAUGGAAGGAGUCUUCAGGAAUCAUCCAUUGUGGGCGGGUUGCUCAGAGGAGGAACUGGAGAGUGCUGGUGAAGGAUUGGAGAAGUAUGUAAUGACAAAAUUGUAUUCCCGUGUGUUUGCGUCACAUCCAGAUGAUGUUAAACUUGAUGAUGACCUUUCUGAGAAGAUGGCCCUGGUGCAACAGUUCAUUCGGCCAGAAAAUCUGGACAUCACGCCGACCUUUCAGAAUGAAACGUCAUGGCUGCUUGCUCAGAAAGAACUACAAAAGAUCAACAUGUGCAAGGCACCAAGAGACAAGCUAGUGUGCAUCCUCAAUUGUUGCAAAGUUAUUAAUAACUUGUUGAUUAAUGCUUCCAUUGCUUCCAAUGAGAAUCCACCAGGGGCUGAUGAGUUUCUCCCUGUUCUAAUUUUUGUUACCAUUAAGGCAAGCCCCCCGCAACUGCACUCAAAUUUGUUGUAUAUACAAAGAUACAGACGACAAUCUCGAUUAGUUGCUGAAGCAGCUUAUUUUUUUACAAACAUGCUCUCCGCAGAGUCCUUCAUCUCAAACAUUGAUGCAAAAGCACUUUCAAUGGACGAAACUGAGUUCUUGAGCAACAUGGAAUCUGCUCGAGCUCUUUUAUCUGGGCUUUCUAUUGAUGCCGAUGGUCUCUCUAAUAGAACUGAUAGCGCUGGUGAUUAUGCGCCAAGAGCAGAACAGAUGGCAACGAGAAAUCAAGGUUCUUACAGAAUUCCUGCAACACCACCCAAAACAUCUGAAACGAAACUGAAGACAAAGUCAGUACCAUAUACAAGUAAUCAGGCAUCGAUGGAAAAAAUUCCAUCCCUCUCGGAUUUGGAGAAUAAGGGGGCAGCUAUACUGUUGAAGGAGGAUCAGGUGAGUAAAACCUUUCAGGAGUUCCCAUACUUAUUUGCCCAGGCUGGUGAUUUGACAGUAAAUGAUGUUGAAGACCUGCUAAGUAAUUACAAGAGGAUAGUUUUCAAGUACAUUUGCCUUUCCAAAGGGAUGAGUGUUUCCAACCCACAAAUUCCUUUCAAAUUACAAACCGGAGGCCCAAACCAAACGGAAACAGCGAAGAAAUCUCAUGAUAUACACUCUGAGCCACAAGAAGAUACAGAUAGGACAGAUGAUAGAGUUUCCUUCCUCGAAGAGGAGAGUCUUGUUUCAAAGUCGCCGCCAAAUGAGCCAUUGGAGCCACAAGGCAACCCUGUUAGCGAGACAUCCCAAUGAUAGGUCAAGUCUUCUUUUUUUUUUUUGGUCCAUUUCAUAUGUUUCUUAGGUAGAGAACACUGCCCUACGGAGGUCAUAUAUUUGGGACAAUGGACAAGAUGUUAGGUUAAUUCCUGUCCUCUGGUAGAAUUUAGCAGUCGAUCAGUCCUGUUUAAGGGAAUGAGGAAUGAUCUAAAGAGCAUCUACAUCACUCCCUCGUCGUCAAAUUUAGCUCACGUCUUCCUUUACCACUUGCAAAAAAAUUUUCAGCAGGUUACAGUGAUGGAUAGGUGAUAGUUCAAUGUGCAUUUUGAUUCGUGUGAUAGAUGUGGAUAUUCCGCUCUUGAUCAGAGUUUCAAGAUCAAUGUUUGCUUCAA
This is a messenger RNA of Syzygium oleosum, 2011 nucleotides long. Its product is annotated as vacuolar protein sorting-associated protein 9A-like. Lineage: Eukaryota; Viridiplantae; Streptophyta; Magnoliopsida; Myrtales; Myrtaceae. Gene Ontology annotation, biological process: vesicle-mediated transport. The record is from RefSeq and is a predicted model, not a curated record. Gene Ontology annotation, molecular function: small GTPase binding; guanyl-nucleotide exchange factor activity. Gene Ontology annotation, cellular component: cytosol; endocytic vesicle. The transcript is spliced from 5 exons. The coding region runs from base 258 to 1655 and encodes 465 amino acids.